CCUGUUUUUUGCACCACAGAGAGGAAGACAACUGAAUGUGGAGUGAAGCUUCCAAGUAAUGGGUUUCAGUAUUUCAGAGGGGGUUGAAGAGGGGAAGUUAGCUGUCCAGUGUUUCCCGAGAAACUAAUAUUUUGGGGUUGGUGAUUAAGUAAGGAAAGAAGUAAAGAAAAACACUUUUAAGCAUACAGGAGUCAUCUUUGGUCUCUGGGAUUUCAUAUUUCACAUCUUAUAAUGACUAAAUUGUCCAAGAUGAUGUUAGCUGCCCUUCUAAUCAUGGUGCUAUUUUUUUUAAAUCAAGUCAUCAUUGAGAAAGUCACCAGAGAAAAUGAGAGAGAGAAAGCACAUGAGAGAACACAAGCAGGGAGAGGAGCAGAGAGAGUGGGAGAAACAGGUUCCCUGCUGAGUAGGGAUCCUAAUGCAGGGCUCCAUCCCAGGAUCCCAGGAUCACAACCUGAGCUGAAGGCAGACACUCAACCUACUGAGUCAUCCAUGUGCUUCAAGGAAAACAUCAUAAAAUAUAUAAUUAUAGUUAUAUUUGGAAUCAUCAUUUUAAUACUUCUAGGAUUAUUUAUUUAUAAAUAUAAUUUCAAGAAAAAUGACAAUAAAAACGGUUUACUCAGUGGAAAUUCAGCUGCUUACAAAGGAGUUUCCCUUCAUUCCACGGGGAAGGAAAACCUGCAAGAAACACUAUUAUUUAAGGAUGCCCUUUCAAGUAAAAUCACUUUUCCUGGGACAGAAACUCUUGGCCUACGAAGACCAUCUGGAAGAAAAUGGAUUUCAACAGGAAAUUGCUAGGAGGAAAGCUCAAUACAAGGCUGCCUGGAGGAAGGCACAAUUAUAUCCUGACUGGAGGAAAGAAGAGUUCCAGGCUGUAAAUGUGACCCUGGAUGAAGACACUGCCCAUCCUUCCCUUCUUCUGUCUGAAAACAGGAGACGAGUGACCUGGCAAGAAAGUCAUCAAAAUCUGUCCAGCUCCACCCAGAGAUUUGACUCCCUCCCCUGCGUGUUGGGUCAGCAGCACAUCAACUCUGGGAGAUCCUUCUGGGAGGUUAAGGUUAAGGAUGCACCUUCUUGGGACCUGGGAAUUUGUCUCAAUAAUGUAACAAGGAAGGGGAGGGUCACUGUGUCACCACAGAAUGGUUUCUGGGCCAUCAGAUUCUAUAAUAGAGAGUGCUGGGCCCUCACCUCCCCAGAAACCUGUCUCACUGUAAGAGAAAUACCCCAUAUUGUGGGGAUAUUCCUGGAUUAUGAAGAUGGAGAUGUAUCUUUCUACAAUAUGACAGAUGGAUCCCACAUUUUCUCCUUUACUAAGAACACAUUUAGUGGUGCCCUACGACCACUUUUCAGGCUUUGGUCCUCUGAAGCAGGUUCCCUAAGCAUCUGUCCAAUGGAAGAAGAGAAUGAUGUUGUAAUUAACAUACCUGAAUAGGAGAAAUUUUUAUUUGGGGCCUCAAUGAUUAUUAUAAUUCUCCCCUAAGGAGAUGCAAAGGAUUUUUUCCUUCUUCUUAUAAGUCAUUCUUAAGAUGAUGCUCUGAGAUAAAAACUGGUGAUUGUUCCUCAUAUCAGUUCUCCCCUCUUCCUUAAUUGUAAUGUUUUCAUACUAUUACCCUGUUUUAUGACAACCUCAUAUAAACAUUAGAUUUCUUAGCUUCCCCUGUUGCAUGUGACUAGUUGAUGACCAGUGUGUUAUAACCUGAAUUAUUCUGUGUGAUUCCUGGAAUGUGUCCUAAAAGAGAAAUUGUAUCCUUCAUUUUUUUUUUCUUUAUCUUUUCUGCUGGCUGAAUGUGUCAUGGUGAAUGAAACUGAAAGACCAUCUCUGACUAUGAAAUACAAUAUGCAUGGCAGAGAAAUUACAGUAGACUUGGGUUUUUUUGGCAACUUUAUGGAACUACUCUAUUAUGUAACUUUAGAAUUCUUUUCUAAAGUGAGAAAUAAACUUUUAUCUUUAAGCCA
Messenger RNA from Mustela lutreola (European mink), 1953 nucleotides. Its product is annotated as butyrophilin subfamily 1 member A1-like. Bases 596 to 1429 code for a protein of 277 amino acids. NCBI's taxonomy places the organism in Eukaryota, Metazoa, Chordata, Mammalia, Carnivora, Mustelidae. The transcript is spliced from 12 exons. Gene Ontology annotation, molecular function: protein binding. The record is from RefSeq and is a predicted model, not a curated record.